AUGGCCACCUCACUGCCCGCCCCCCGCGGCAAACAGGAGCCACGGACACAUUGCCACCUAAACCUCCGGGCCCGGGCCAGGGCGGCCCGGAUGCAAACGCUACUCUGCUUUUUCCUGCGCUCUUCUGAGCUCCCCUGCGCUCUACAGCGCUCCUCUGCUUUCUCCUGCGCUCUUCUGAGCUCCCCUGCGCUCUUCGGCGCUCCUCUGCUCUCUACAGCGCUCCUCUGCUUUCUCCUGCGCUCCUCUGAGCUCCCCUGCGCUCUACAGCGCUCCUCUGCGCUUUCCUGCGCUCCUCUGCCCUCCCCUGCACUUUACUGUGCUCCUCCGCUCUCCCCUGUGCUCUAUGACGAUGCCCUGCACUCUACUAGUGCUGUAGUCCGCCACCCCCCCGCUCCGGCCUCCGGCCCCCCGGGAGGCGGGCUGGCAUCGCCCAGCCCCGGGAGGGCAGCGCCUCGGUCAGCCGCGCAGGGGGCAGGGGGCAGGGGGCAGGGGGCAGGGGCCACAGCCCGGGGACAGGGGGCACAGCCCGGGGACAGGGGGCACAGGCCGGGGGCCGGGGGCCGGGGGCCGGGGGCCGGGGGCCGGGGCAGCUUGGCCAGCCAGCCGGCUAGCACAUUGUCCGCUCCGGGCUGGGGCCGGCCCAAGCCCCAGCCGCCCGGGCACUUGGCCGCUGCCCCCUCCCUCCCUCCCUCCCUCCUCCCGGUGGCCGGCGCUGCCCCCUCUCUCUCUCUCCCCCUCCCUCCCUCCGUCCUCCCGGGUCCUGUUUGCGGGUCCCGGUCCCGGUGCCGGUCCGGCCCUCGGCCCCCCCGGAUCCCCCGGACCCCUCAGCCCUCGGCCCCCCCGGACCCCCCGGACCCCCCGGCCGUGGCUGCGGCGGCGGAGCAGGCAGACCAUCCGCACAAGUCCCGAAAUACUUGCAUAUGCCCGCCUCCCCGGAGCUCCUCGGACCACCCCGCACUCUCCCCAGACCAUCCCGGACCUUCCCAGACCAUCCCGGACCUGCCCGGACCCUCAUCGGACUUCCCCGGACCUGUCCGGACUUCCCUGGACCACCCAGGACCUGCCCGGGCCUCCCAGGACCGCCUCCCGCCCCCCCCCCCAGGACCAGCCCGGACCUCCCAGGAACCCCCCCCACCAGGAUCUGUCCGGCCCUUCCAGGGCCCCCAGGACCCCCCUCCCGAACCUGCCCUGACCUCCCAGGACCCUCCCGGACCCCCCAGGACCACCAAGGACCUGCCCGGACCCCCUAGGAUCUGUCCGGCCCUUCCAGGACCCCCAGAACCUGCCCGGACCUCCCAGGACCCCCCCCAGGACCUGCCCGAGUUUUCCAGGACCUCCCAGGACCCCCCCAGGACCUGCCCGACUUUUCCAGGACCCCCCAGGACCUUCCCGGACCCCCCAGGAUCUGCCCGGCCUUUCCAGGACCCCCAGGACCCCCCCAGGACCUGCCCGGACCCCCCAGGAUCUGCCCUGACCUCCCAGGACCCCCCAGGACCUGCCCGGGCCUCCCAGGACCCCCCCAGGAUCUAUCCGGCCCUUGCAGGACACCCCCCCCCCCCCAGAACCUGCCCGCACCUCCCAGGAUCCCCCAGGACCUGUCCGAGCCUCCCAGGACCCCCCCCUGGAUCUGUCCGCCCCUUCCAGGACCCCCAGGACCCCCCCUCCCAGAACCUGCCCAGGCCUCCCAGGACCCCCCCCCCCAGGAUCUGUCCGGCCCUUCCAGGACCCCCAGGACCCCCCCUAGGACCUGCCCGGGCCUCCCAGGACCCCCCAGGACCUGUCUGGCCCUCCCAGGACCUGCCCGGGCCUCCCAGGACCCCCCAGGACCUGUCCAGCCCUCCAUGGACCUGCCUGGACAGUUCCCGGCCCUCUGCAGCCCCCGGAUCGGGGGGUGCAGGAGAGCACAAGAAAGCCUUUACCUCUUCUUCCAGUAGUAGUAGUAGCCAUACUAGUAGUGAUAGUACUAUUACUGGUAAUAUUUAUUCAAGUGAGGUGUUGACUGGAUAUUUUGGGAAGGGUGACGGAGGGGAGAAAGAGAUCUCAUGGUGCAUGUGGUACACACAGGAAGAUGAAAACACAGCGAAAGAAAAGUUCCAUGGAACUUUAUUUUGUAAGCAGCUCCAGACUCAAGCUGACAUUUUCCAGCAGCAACACUGA
Molecule: messenger RNA, 2157 nt
Organism: Tachyglossus aculeatus (Australian echidna)
Lineage: Eukaryota; Metazoa; Chordata; Mammalia; Monotremata; Tachyglossidae
Product: basic proline-rich protein-like
Exons: 7
Coding region: 1-2157 (718 amino acids)
Source: RefSeq, a predicted model, not a curated record